AUGUUCAAAUCACUGGAGGGGUUCCGUUGGGUGCAACAAGGGGUCACUCAUCCUUCUGAACCCCUCCCCAUUCCUCUCCACCCCUCACCACAUCUCAAAUCGACCAAGAGCGCAGUACGCACAGCACGCUUCCGUUACUGUAAGGGCUUCCGCCAGGCCAGGCUGACGGAAUUUCGCCCGGUACAACAAGGGGUCACUCACCCUCCUCCCCAUCCCUCCUCACUGUUCCCCACCCCUCCAUACCGCUCCCCAUCCCGUUCCACCACUCUUCACCCCUUCCAUUUCUUGUCUGCACAAGAGGGCAGUGGCAGUGCACACAGCACGUUCCCAUCCCUGGAGGGGUUUCGCCAGGCCAGGCUGAGAGGGUUCGGCCUUGUGCAAGAAGGGGUUCCUCAUCCUCCCCCUCAACCCCUCCCCAUUCACCAGGGUGAGUGCGUGACAUCCCCUGCUCUGGCGAUCCCACCUCUCUCACACCUCUCUCCCACCUCUCUCACACCUCUCUCACACCUCUCUCCCACCUCUCUCCCACCUCGCUCCCACCUCUCUCACACCUCUCUCCCACCUCUCUCCCACACCUCUCCCACCUCUACCGCUUCUUCUCGAAUCAUCGCGCCUUCCUUUCUCUGCCCACCUCUCCUCCUCUUCCAUCGCGCCUUCCUUUCUCUGCCCACCUCUCCUCCUCUUCCAUCGCGCCUUCCUUUCUCUGCCCACCUCUCCUCCUCUUCCAUCGCGCCUUCCUUUCUCUGCCCACCUCUCCUCCUCUUCCAUCGCGCCUUCCUUUCUCUGCCCACCUCUCCUCCUCUUCUAUCGCGCCUUCCUUUCUCUGCCCACCUCUCCUCCUCUUCCAUCGCGCCUUCCUUUCUCUGCCCACCUCUCCUCCUCUUCCAUCGCGCCUUCCUUUCUCUGCCCACCUCUCCUCCUCUUCCAUCGCGCCUUCCUUUCUCUGCCCACCUCUCCUCCUCUUCCAUCGCGCCUUCCUUUCUCUGCCCACCUCUCCUCCUCUUCCAUCGCGCCUUCCUUUCUCUGCCCACCUCUCCUCCUCUUCCAUCGCGCCUUCCUUUCUCUGCCCACCUCUCCUCCUCUUCCAUCGCGCCUUCCUUUCUCUGCCCACCUCUCCUCCUCUUCCAUCGCGCCUUCCUUUCUCUGCCCACCUCUCCUCCUCUUCCAUCGCGCCUUCCUUUCUCUGCCCACCUCUCCUCCUCUUCUAUCGCGCCUUCCUUUCUCUGCCCACCUCUCCUCCUCUUCCAUCGCGCCUUCCUUUCUCUGCCCACCUCUCCUCCUCUUCCAUCGCGCCUUCCUUUCUCUGCCCACCUCUCCUCCUCUUCCAUCGCGCCUUCCUUUCUCUGCCCACCUCUCCUCCUCUUCCAUCGCGCCUUCCUUUCUCUGCCCACCUCUCCUCCUCUUCCAUCGCGCCUUCCUUUCUCUGCCCACCUCUCCUCCUCUUCCAUCGCGCCUUCCUUUCUCUGCCCACCUCUCCUCCUCUUCCAUCGCGCCUUCCUUUCUCUGCCCACCUCUCCUCCUCUUCCAUCGCGCCUUCCUUUCUCUGCCCACCUCUCCUCCUCUUCCAUCGCGCCUUCCUUUCUCUGCCCACCUCUCCUCCUCUUCCAUCUCGCCUUCCCUGCUCCGCCCAUCUUCCCACCUCUCGUGCUCGCUAUGUUCCACACAUUGCCCAUCUUGAAACAUCUGCUGCCUCCACCGCUCCCCACCGCUCCCCACUCCCAGGAGUACUCGAGCCUGAGUGUGGAGCCCUGCGAGGGGGAGGAGAUCGUUGUCACACUCUUCUCCAUACCCGCUACUGAGGUGCCUGCAUUCAUGGAACGAGAGCAUGAGUUCCGGUUCCUUCUUGUUCCCCCGAGCAGAUUAUCACCAGUAGCAGCAUCACCAGGUUCAGCAGCAGCAGAAUCAGCAUCACUGGCACUUGAACCAACGCCUGUCGCAGUCAUCUGCAGUCGCUACAGCGAUCAAGAGUACCUUCAAAUCCGUCUCAAAGGCGACACGGAGGAGUAUGAGAGGCAGUACGGCAGGUGGGGUGUGGCGAGGGUGUGGGACGACUCGUUACUGCCAUGCCGCGUGUACCUGCGGCACUGUGUGCUGGCAGCGCAAUGGCUAGGAGAAGAGGCGCUUGCAAGUUUCCUGGACCACACGUUUCUGGCCGACCGUCAGACCACCCGACCUCUACCAUUUACGAGUACCAUUUGCCCUUCCCUUACCCCAUUCCCCUGGUGCAGUGUGCUGGCAGCGCAAGGGCUAGGAGAAGAGGCGCUUGCAAGUUUCCUGGACCACACGUUUCUGGCCGACCGUCAGACCACUAUUCGCCAGUACCUGCUUCUGCAUCCAAACAUCAUGUCCGAGCUUCCUCCGCCGAGCCUGGCAGAUAGGUAUGGUGGCUGA
Messenger RNA from Closterium sp. Naga37s-1, 2391 nucleotides. The record is from the annotation of a GenBank genome assembly. Lineage: Eukaryota; Viridiplantae; Streptophyta; Zygnematophyceae; Desmidiales; Closteriaceae.